AUGUCUUCUGACAAGAUAUCCUUCGAGCUGUUUAGAUAUGAUCCAUCUCUGGCUGCGGCAGUGACUUUUAUCGCCCUCUUCCUUCUCGUCACGAUUAUUCACGCCUACCAGAUGUUUCGCACUCGAACAUGGUUCUUUACCCCAUUUGUUAUUGGAGGCUGUUGUCAGUGGAUUGGGUACAUUGGGAGGGCCAUAUCAAGCACAGAGUCUCCGAAUUGGACAUUGCCACCUUACAUUAUCCAAACCAUUCUACCCUUAGUGGCCCCGGCUUUGUACGCUGCCAGUAUAUAUAUGGUUUUAGGUCGAAUAAUUCUCGUCACGAAUGGGGAAAAGUACUCGAUUAUCAAGAAGAAGUUUCUCACAAAAAUAUUUGUGGCCAGCGACAUUGUCUCGUUUUUGCUACAAGGUGGUGGCGGCGGCAUCAUGGCAAGCGCUACGGCUGAAGCCCUCGACACGGGCAGGAACAUCAUCAUCGGGGGACUAGUGGUGCAGGUGGUGAUAUUUUCUGUCUUUGCCAUCACAGCAGCUAUCUUCCACUGGCGCAUGCGAACCGGCCCAACUGAACUCGCCUACGAAUUCAAAUGGGAACUGCAUCUGUGCGUUCUCUACAGUGCCUCGCUCCUCAUUAUGGUCCGAUCAAUUUUUCGCUUGAUCGAGUACGUCGAGGGCAAUGACGGCUAUCUCAUAUCCCACGAGAUCUUCCUCUACAUUUUCGAUAGCGCGCUCAUGUUUGCUUGCAUGGUCUUGCUUGCUUGGUACCACCCGAGCGAGAUAAACGCGCUUCUAAAGGGAGGGGAAAGGAAAGCCGUUCGGAGGGUCUUUAUGAUUUACUCACCACUGAACUCUAGUACAAGCCUGGCCUAA
Molecule: messenger RNA, 864 nt
Organism: Clonostachys byssicola
Lineage: Eukaryota; Fungi; Ascomycota; Sordariomycetes; Hypocreales; Bionectriaceae
Source: the annotation of a GenBank genome assembly